AUGCGUGGCGGGGCGUCCGCUCUCGUGCAGGCGCUGACAGUGAGUGGGGCCGUGUGGAUGUCCCCAGCGGAGGCUUUGACUGUUCAGAAAUCGAGUCAUCUAGCACAAUUAGAGAACAGUCAGCACGUCGAAGGUGUUGCCGAAAGCCUCGCUCUGUCGCCGUCUUUUCUGGCUUCAGGUAUCUCGUCUGAAGUGAGCUACACGCUUGCAACCGACGAUGGAACGCUCAUUUGCGCGAUCUCGAGUGAAGGUCAGCCGUGCCGGAACCGACAGUUGCACACCAACCAUGGUUACAUCACUGGAGCAAGUUGUCCCAACGGCCUUUGCUGCAGCAAAACAAUGUGCGGCGCCGGCGGCUGCGGGGAAUUUUGCUCCAGCAGUUGGGUGUUUUGCAGCACGGGCCUCAUCUAUCACGCAGAUAAAAGCUACGGAGGUGACUGCAGCUGCGAGAAGCAGCAGCAUCAGUGCCACAAAGACGCGGAGUGCGUCGAAGAUCUGAAUGCUGGAGGCAGUGUGCGCUGCAGGUGCAAAGACGGCUUCAUGGGCGAUGGCAAGACUUGUAAGCCGGACCCGUGCCAAAGCCGAGGGAACGAGAAAUGCGGGUCGAACGGGUCUUGCAUUGUCGUAGAUGCUAAUCGAUACACGUGCGCGUGCGGUGAAGGCGAAGUCCUGGAGCCGACCUUAGAAGGCGGAUACAGCUGCAAGAAGACGGGAUGCAAUGCCUACAGCGAAUACUGUAAUCCCGGCAGAUGCAUCGAUGAUGCAUCUCAACCGAGUCGCUACACAUGUGAAUGCCCUCAAGACUCAUGGAGAACCACUGAAGGCAAGAACCCGAUGUGUUACCCGACUUGCGAGGAGAUGGGCGGGAAGGACAAAUGUGGACCCGGUUCGUGCCGGGCAAUAGGGAAGGACAAGUACGCCUGCGACUGUCCUGCGGGAUACUCCCGUUCUAUGACUUCCCAGUCGGAAGAGAAAUGCGUGCAAGGGGCCGAAGCUUCGUUAGCGGAAAGAUGCGAGAAGGAGCUCGGCAUCAGUUUGUCCGCUAGUAACGCGAAAUGCGACUGUAGCAAAUGCGGAACGGCUCGAUAA
This is a messenger RNA of Neospora caninum, 1089 nucleotides long. RefSeq names its product putative microneme protein MIC3. Lineage: Eukaryota; Apicomplexa; Conoidasida; Eucoccidiorida; Sarcocystidae. The transcript has a single exon. The record is from RefSeq and is a predicted model, not a curated record. The coding region runs from base 1 to 1089 and encodes 362 amino acids.